GGGGAGGUGUGUGAGUGAGUCUUGACUGUGUUGAACGGAUCCAAAGUGUCAGCGCAGAAACAGCCACAACAGCAGGUCGCUUCGUCCCUGUGAAAGCCGGGGGGGGCGGGGGGUCCACGAACCUGGAACUGGGAGUAGAGAUUGCGCCGCAACUCAUUCAACCUAAUUGUAUUUCUUGUCUUUUCUUUGGCGGCGGCGGUUCCGAAAUAGGACCAGGUGACAUACAGGACGCGGAGGGGAAAGACUCCCAGAGUAUUAGGACAGCUUUCAGUUUCCCCGCUCACUUCAACAUGGCUUCAACCACCUGCACCAGGUUCACUGAUGAGUACCAACUGUACGAGGAGCUGGGAAAGGGAGCUUUCUCUGUUGUGAAGAGGUGCAUGAAGAUUUCCACAGGACAUGAGUAUGCUGCCAAAAUCAUCAACACCAAGAAGCUGUCUGCCCGGGAUCACCAGAAGCUGGAGCGCGAAGCCAGGAUCUGUCGCCUGCUCAAACACGCCAACAUUGUUCGGCUCCACGACAGCAUAUCAGAAGAAGGAUUCCACUAUCUGGUGUUUGAUCUAGUCACUGGUGGAGAGCUGUUUGAGGACAUUGUUGCCAGGGAGUACUACAGCGAAGCUGAUGCCAGUCAUUGCAUUCAGCAGAUCCUAGAGGCUGUGCUUCACUGCCACCAGAUGGGUGUGGUUCACCGUGACCUCAAGCCAGAGAACCUGUUGCUAGCCAGUAAACUGAAGGGAGCAGCAGUUAAGCUGGCUGAUUUUGGCCUGGCUAUAGAAGUGCAGGGAGACCAGCAGGCAUGGUUUGGUUUUGCUGGUACACCAGGGUAUUUGUCUCCAGAGGUCCUGAGGAAAGAUCCAUAUGGAAAGCCUGUGGAUAUGUGGGCCUGUGGGGUGAUCCUCUAUAUUCUGCUGGUAGGAUACCCUCCGUUCUGGGAUGAGGACCAGCAUAGACUGUACCAGCAGAUUAAAGCUGGAGCUUAUGACUUUCCCUCUCCGGAGUGGGACACAGUGACUGCUGAGGCCAAAGACCUGAUCAAUAAAAUGCUAACCAUCAAUCCAGCUAAGAGAGUGACUGCUGCAGAUGCUCUCAAACACCCCUGGAUAUGUCAACGCUCCACCGUGGCCUCCAUGGUGCACAGACAGGAAACAGUGGAGUGCCUCAAGAAAUUCAAUGCCAGAAGAAAACUGAAGGGUGCCAUCCUGACGACUAUGCUUGCCACUCGCAACUUCUCAGCCAAGAGCCUGCUGAACAAAAAAACAGAUGGCGUCAAAAUCAACAACAAGGUUAAUGUGGUCACCAGCACCAAAGAGCCUGUCCCGUCUCCUGCUCUGGAGCCACAACCCACUGUUAUCCACAAUCCAGCUGAUGGAAACAAGGAGUCCAGCGAGAGUGCCAACACUACCAUUGAGGAUGAGGAUGUAAGAGCUUACCUCUUUAGCAUGAAAGCCCGUAAGCAGGAGAUCAUCAAAGUGACAGAGCAGCUGAUUGAGGCCAUCAACAACGGAGACUUUGAGGCCUACACGAAGAUUUGUGACCCUGGUCUCACAUCUUUUGAACCUGAGGCUUUGGGAAACCUGGUCGAAGGCACAGAGUUCCACCGCUUCUAUUUUGAAAACGCUCUGUCUAAGGGGAAACUGCCCAUCCACACCAUCCUGCUGAACCCCCACGUCCACCUGAUCGGGGACGAGGCGGCCUGCAUUGCCUACAUCCGCCUCACACAGUACAUCGACAGCAACGGCAUGCCGCGUACCAUGCAGUCCGAGGAGACCCGCAUCUGGCACCGCCGUGAUAGCAAGUGGCAGAACAUCCACUUCCAUCGCUCCGGGUCACUCACCGUCCCCACCAAUUGAGUUGACACUCUUGGACCACAAACAGCCUCCAGCAAGACAGCUGACCAAACCCCACCCACCAUGUGGACACAGCAUCCCAAAGCCAAUCCUUGCUAUCCUUUGCUAAUGCUCAGUGUGUUGUUUACAUAUGGUAGCUGCUGCUGCACUCAUGUUAAAAAGUCAACAGAAGUUAAUCAAGGGAUUUAUGAUUUUGUAGUGAGAAUGUGUGCUGUUUCUAUCAGUAGUGUGUUUAUUACCUGAGCUUCGGUUUCACCCCUUUUAGAUCUGUAUGUUUUAACAGGAGUGCCUGGUCAUUUAUAGGCUGUUAAGAUGUGAAACUUUAUCAUUUUUUUUAGCAUUCCAUGUAUUCAUAUAUUAUAAAACGCUGAGGGACAAUGACCAAAAUGUCACACACUGUACCUCCUUGCUCAUGUAUCUUUUCAGUACUGCCAUCUAUCAUGUUUGCUUUGUUUUGUUUUGAUGAAUAAGUUUCAGUGAUUAAUGCAUUUUUUUUCAUUUUUCAUUUUUUUACAUCCUUAAAGUAAAAAUCCAUUCAGCUCUCUGGUUUGCUAGGAUUUUGUUUAAAAGGAAAGUUCUGUGAGAAUGUAAGCGGACAUGGAAUUUCUAGUCUUGGAUAUUCUCAUACAAUGAUGAAAAUGUUCUCUGUUCAAAUUUGUUACAUUUUAUGUUGUGAUAUUGAUGCUUGUUCCUCUUUUAGGCUUCAGUUUUUGUGAUUCCCUCCUUUACCAUAACUUCCCACUGUUUGCCAACGUUCCUCAGCACAACUUUUGGUUAAGGUCUUCAUUCAUCAUUUAGUUAUUCAUUUAAUGAGUAUCAUCAUCACCAGUGCUCUCAUUAUGCUUAAUUCUUGUCAUUGCGGUGAUGCCAUGGGAUUAAAAGGAAAUGGGCUCAAAAUGUGAGGUGUUCAGGGCCUUUGAUCAUUUUCUUCAUUUUUGGAAGGUUUUUUUUUUGUCUAUACAACUUAUUUGGCAUAAUCACAUUACACUUUCUACAAUAUACUGGUGGGCCAAGCCUAUCAAAUAAAAUGUCAUUUAGAUGAAAUAUGCAUUUUUUAAUCAAUUUAAGUAAGGUGGGUUUGAAUAUUUACUAUUCAAACCCACCUGCAGUUAUUGCUGGGUUUCAGAUAGUUAUGCGGAUCAUAACUAACUAUGAUCCACUUUCAAAUGUGGGCUCAACCUGUGAGCCAGUUAUUUGGCUUAGAGUUAAAUAUUUAGCCUUGGAUGACAUGUGAAAUUCACAUGGAGAUCCCAAAGAGGAUUUCUUCAAUUCAAAACAGAGCAAAAUGGAUCACAAUAAUACUCUAAAUCGGCUGGCACAGAUUGUGAAAAAAUAUGCGUGUAUUUAGGAUAUGAUCCUAAAUAUCAUAUCCAUCUAGGUAAAAAGACUUCUCUUAAGGAUUUAGGCUUUAGGUGUCGAGACGAUCUGGAGCUGCAGACAUGAUGAGCCUGGAGAAUAACAUUCUAGCUCCAGGUUGGGUCAACCAUUUCUGCCUGGUGAGUUGUGCUUUUUUAAGAAAUUAGUCUACAUAAUGAUGCAACAACAUGUUAUGCUUGAAUCUCCUGGUAAACAAUUUAUUUAGCUUCUGUAAACCCAAAUUCAUGCUGAGUUAAUGUUUCAGACUGAACAUUUAGAUGCUGGAUCAACAGAAUUAAACAGGCCCAUUUACUUAUUGGCCUCCAUUUGACGUUGAUUCUACGUCAUCUGACACCCAGCAAUAGUGUAAAGUCACAGUCAAAAGUUAACUACAAUAAUUUGGGUUAUUGUAGUCAUAAGAGUGGAAACUAGUUUAUUUUUCAGUCAUAUUUUCACCAUGUUCAUAUUUACUUAGAUAUUUAGCUCUGAGCUUUAAUGAAGCUAAAUACUUGGUUUCAAAGUGACUACUGAACUAAUAUGCAAAUAAAUACAAAUAAAAUGGCUCAACCUUU
Messenger RNA from Poecilia reticulata (guppy), 3775 nucleotides. RefSeq names its product calcium/calmodulin-dependent protein kinase (CaM kinase) II delta 1 (gene camk2d1). The record is from RefSeq and is a predicted model, not a curated record. NCBI's taxonomy places the organism in Eukaryota, Metazoa, Chordata, Actinopteri, Cyprinodontiformes, Poeciliidae. Gene Ontology annotation, molecular function: ATP binding; calmodulin binding; calcium/calmodulin-dependent protein kinase activity. Gene Ontology annotation, biological process: protein phosphorylation.